CCUAGUAAAGGCUCCAGGAAGCACUACCCAGGCUGCCCCCUGAGACUGGGGAGCUUAUUAACCCUCAGAAUGCCAGGAGAAGGACAAGAGAGCACAUCACAGGCAAGCAUGGCUGCAGCCAUCACCUGGGCCCUGGCCCUCCUCUCAGUGUUUGCUGACACCCAGGCACGGAAAGGCUUCUGGGACUACUUCAGCCAGAGCAGCGGGGACAAAGGCAUGAUGGGCCAGCAGCAGAAACUGGCUCGGGAGAGCCUGAAAGAUAGCUUUGAGCAAGACCUUAGCAACAUGAACAAAUUCCUAGAAAAGCUGGGGCCGCUGAGUGGGCCAGGGAAGGAGCCUUCUCUGCUGGCGAGGGAUCCGGUGGCCAUGAGGCAGCAGCUGCAGGAGGAGUUGGAGGAGGUGAGGGCGCGUCUGGAGCCCUACAUGGCUGCGGAGCACGAGCUCCUGGGCUGGAACUUGGAGGGCUUACGGAGGAAGCUGAAGCCCUACACCAUGGAGCUGAUGGAGCAGGUGGGCCUGCGUGUGCAGGAGCUGCAGGAACAACUGCGCGUGGUGGGAGAAGACACCAAGGCCCAGCUGCUGGGGGGCGUGGACGAGGCGCUGAGCCUGCUGCAGGAAAUGCAGAGUCGCGUGCUGCAUCACACAGGUCGUGUGAAAGAGCUCUUCCACCCCUAUGCUGAGCGCCUGGUGACUGGCAUCGGGCACCACGUGCAGGAGCUGCACCGUAGUGUGGCUCCCCACGCAGCCGCCAGCCCCGCACGUCUCAGCCGCUGUGUGCAGACGCUCUCGCACAAACUCACGCUCAAGGCUCAGGCCCUGCACACCAGCAUCCAGCAGAACCUGAACCAGCUGCGCGAAGAGCUCAGUGCCUUUGUCCGCGCCAGCGCAGAUGGAGCCCAGGAGGGGACUUCCCCAGACCCCCAGGUGCUCUCUGAGGAGGUACGCCAGAGACUCCAGGCUUUCCGCCACGACACCUACCUGCAGAUCGCUGCCUUCACUCAUGCCAUUGACCAGGAGACAGAGGAGGUCCAGCAGCAGCUGGCGCCACCACCGCCAGGCCACAGCGCCUUCGCCCCAGAGUUCAGACACCCGGACAGUGACAAGGCCCUGAGCAAACUGCAGUCCCGACUGGACGACCUGUGGGAAGACAUCGCCUAUAGCCUUCAUGACCAGGGCCAUAGUCAUCUAAGGGAGCCCUGAAGGUCCACUUGCUCAGGUUCAUUCCCAGCUCAUUGUCUGGGCAACUCUGGACCCUGACCUCUAGCAUGGCCUACUGGGUGGAGGGCAGAGGGUCCUGCACUGGACAGGUGAGGUCACCAAAGGGGCUGCUGUCCCAGCCUAUCCAGCCUGCCGAUUCCCCACCCAGAUGCAUUACACUCACCAGGCUCUGCAAACCCAGCUUCCAGUGCUCAUUUGGGAACCCCCAGGAGUUACAACAUUCAGGGGUGGAGGGAGUGGGGAGAUUAUGUGAGAGACUGUCUGAAAGUCUGUAGGCCACAGUGCUGGAAGCCUAUGCCACUACAUCCUGGAGUUCGGCUUCUGUUACUUCUGGCUUCUUGAUGGUCACCAUUACAGCUGUUCCACAGAGAGGCUGCCCAGAGCUGCCAUGACAGCUCCUGUUAGGGGAGGAGAGCAGAAGGAGAUGAUGGCGAGAGCAUAUGAUGGUGUGUGUAUAUCCCUGCUGGCUGUGAUGCUGGUGGGUGUGAGUGGAGGAUCAGUGAUGGGGUGAAGCUAUUCUUAACUCUGUGCCCAAAUAAAGGAUUGAGCCCUCACACUGCUGGGGCUUCUUAAA
This is a messenger RNA of Nannospalax galili (Upper Galilee mountains blind mole rat), 1792 nucleotides long. RefSeq names its product apolipoprotein A5 (gene Apoa5). Gene Ontology annotation, molecular function: cholesterol binding; phospholipid binding; phosphatidylcholine-sterol O-acyltransferase activator activity. The record is from RefSeq and is a predicted model, not a curated record. Gene Ontology annotation, cellular component: extracellular region; blood microparticle; high-density lipoprotein particle. Gene Ontology annotation, biological process: positive regulation of lipid biosynthetic process; triglyceride homeostasis; cholesterol biosynthetic process. NCBI's taxonomy places the organism in Eukaryota, Metazoa, Chordata, Mammalia, Rodentia, Spalacidae. The transcript has 4 exons. The coding region runs from base 70 to 1200 and encodes 376 amino acids.